Molecule: messenger RNA, 1131 nt
Organism: Parnassius mnemosyne (clouded apollo)
Lineage: Eukaryota; Metazoa; Arthropoda; Insecta; Lepidoptera; Papilionidae
Source: the annotation of a GenBank genome assembly
AUGAAGAGAAAUAAUAAAUAUCCUAAAUCAAGAAAUAAAUUUAAACAUCCUAAGGAAAUAGAAAAUUUUCAAAGUAGAUUUAUGGCUUUAAGUAAACCGUAUAUUAUUGGCUAUAUGAGUGUGGACGAAGCCCGGCAGUAUCACUUUAACUUGUCUCAGUUAAAAUAUUUAACAAAAAUUCCGACAGGAAGGAUACAUUUCAACUUAAAUCACAAUAUAGAUGCUCCUUCCAAGCGUACAACAGAUAACAACAAUGAAAUGAUUAACCUUUUGUUACAAUAUCUUUUAGACCAAAGAGAAUGUUUAAAUUUGAUUAGUAAAAAAAUUGACUUUAUUUGCUACAGGAGAACUCUUAUUAGUAUUAUGUGUAAUGCUUUUGAUGAAGUUGAACCGUUGCUCAUUUCAGCUUGCUUGUAUAAUGGUUCUAUUUACUUGUGUACAUUAGAUACUCUGCAGGAAAUCAUGAAGAGAAAAUCGCGCACAAAAGAAGAGGAAAAGUUUUGUGCUUGGGGGUAUAAAUUUGAACAGUAUUUGCUGUCAGAUUCACCCAACACUUGCCCUAACAUUGAAAGGCCAGUCAUAGAAAAUGAAGAAUUCUCUUUGUUUUACUAUGCUUCUUUAGGUAGUUAUAAUUUAAUUUAUGGUGCACAAAUUGAUGGAAUGUUAGCUACAAAUGGUGCAGUACCAAACCCACCAGCAAAUUUAAAUACCGAAAGUAACUUAAACUAUUUAAGAAAUAAUGAAUAUUUAGAAUUGAAAACCAAUAGACAUUUAAUGAAUCAAAGACAAGAAAGAAAUUUUAGAAGAUACAAAAUGUUAAGAUGUUGGUGCCAGUGUUAUUUAGCAAAUCUAAAAGGCCUACUUGUAGGCUUCAGAAAUGAAGAAGGUAUUGUAGAAAGAUUACAAUGGUAUGAGCAACAAGAAAUUAUUAAAUAUUGUAAAAAUGAAUGGAACCCUGAAACAGCACUUAAUUAUCUGAAUUAUUUUCUCAGUUACAUUAAAAAUUGUUUAACGCAGAAAACAUGUACAGGUCCUGUUACUUUAAAUUUUCAAUUAAACUCUGAUAAAACAAUAAAUGUCAUUGAAAAUUCUAUAUAUGAAAUUUUACCGCAGUGGUAUACAACUAAUUAA